UGCCGCUGCCGCUGCCGCCGCCGCCGCCGCCGCCGCGGCUGCCGCAGCCUCUGGGAGCCUGGAAAAGGGGAAGCGAGAGCGAGCGAACGAUUCAGUCCCGCGGCGGCGGCGGCGGCGGCGGCGGCCGUGGCCGUGGAGGCGCGACGGCCGGGGCGGGGGCGCUGCUGCUGCGGGGGCAGGCGGAGGCAGGGGCGGCGGCGGCGGCGGCCCGCUCCAGCCAUGCCGAAUAAAAACAAGAAGGAGAAAGAAUCACAAAAAGCAGGGAAGAGUGGAAAAAGUUCAAAAGAAGGACAAGACACAGUAGAAUCAGAGCAAAUUUCCGUCAGGAAAAACAGCCUUGUUGCUGUCCCGUCUACAGUAUCUGCUAAAAUAAAAGUACCAGUCUCUCAGCCCAUAGUGAAGAAAGACAAACGGCAAAACUCUUCAAGGUUUAGCGCAAGCAAUAAUAGAGAACUUCAAAAACUACCGUCCUUAAAAGAUGUUCCUCCUGCUGAUCAAGAGAAGCUUUUUAUCCAGAAGUUACGUCAGUGUUGCGUCCUCUUUGACUUUGUUUCUGAUCCACUAAGUGACCUAAAGUGGAAGGAAGUAAAACGAGCUGCUUUAAGUGAAAUGGUAGAAUAUAUCACCCAUAAUCGGAAUGUGAUCACAGAGCCUAUUUACCCAGAAGUAGUCCAUAUGUUUGCAGUUAACAUGUUCCGAACAUUACCACCUUCGUCUAAUCCCACGGGAGCAGAAUUUGACCCAGAGGAAGACGAACCAACGUUAGAAGCAGCCUGGCCUCAUCUACAGCUUGUUUAUGAAUUUUUCUUAAGAUUUUUAGAGUCUCCAGAUUUCCAACCUAAUAUAGCGAAGAAAUAUAUUGAUCAGAAGUUUGUAUUGCAGCUUUUAGAGCUCUUUGACAGUGAAGAUCCUCGGGAGAGAGAUUUUCUUAAAACCACCCUUCACAGAAUCUAUGGAAAAUUCCUAGGCUUGAGAGCUUACAUCAGAAAACAGAUAAAUAAUAUAUUUUAUAGGUUUAUUUAUGAAACAGAGCAUCAUAAUGGCAUAGCAGAAUUACUGGAAAUACUGGGAAGUAUAAUUAAUGGAUUUGCCUUACCACUAAAAGAAGAGCACAAGAUUUUCUUAUUGAAGGUGUUACUACCUUUGCACAAAGUGAAAUCUCUGAGUGUCUACCAUCCCCAGCUGGCGUACUGUGUAGUGCAGUUUUUAGAGAAGGACAGCACCCUCACGGAACCAGUGGUGAUGGCACUUCUCAAAUACUGGCCAAAGACUCACAGUCCAAAAGAAGUAAUGUUCUUAAAUGAAUUAGAAGAGAUUUUAGAUGUAAUUGAGCCAUCAGAAUUUGUGAAGAUCAUGGAGCCCCUCUUCCGGCAGUUGGCAAAGUGUGUCUCCAGCCCACACUUCCAGGUGGCAGAGCGAGCGCUCUAUUACUGGAACAACGAAUACAUCAUGAGUUUGAUCAGUGACAACGCAGCGAAGAUUCUGCCCAUCAUGUUUCCCUCCCUGUACCGCAACUCAAAGACCCACUGGAACAAGACAAUACAUGGCUUGAUAUACAACGCCCUGAAGCUCUUCAUGGAGAUGAACCAAAAGCUAUUUGAUGACUGCACGCAACAGUUCAAAGCAGAGAAACUAAAGCACAGAAAGAUCCGAAGAAGGACCGUCCCCUUGCACGCCGCAAGUCCGAGCUGCCUCAGGAACCCCACACCAAGAAAGCCUUGGAAGCUCACUGCAGGGCCGACGAGCAGGCCUCCCAGGACGGCCGCUAGCCUCUGGGGCACCGCAUCGGGGCUGGGCCCGCCAGUUCUUUUCUGGAUUCUGUAGAAAAUACAUACUUUCUGUGCCAUACCAAUCAGUUACACUCAAAGUCAAAGCUUUCUUGGACCCGUUCUGUAGGCAAUAACGUGCGUCCGCCUCAGCGAGAGAUUAGGAGUUCAAACAAUGGUGACUUCCCAGAACCCGCUGGCAGAGCCGCGGGUUGACGACAGUGUCCCACAGUGUCGUCGCCACCCCAGCGCAGUCCAAGUCAGGCUAUUUCACAAAGUCAGAGCGAUAGGAAAGCACCCUACCCGUCAUCCUCACGUUCUCCCAAAUGGAACUUAGGAUCUUUUAACAUAGGAGGUUCUCUGAUAACAUCAGUGUUUUUCAAAUCAAAGGAACACUUCAGCAAGUGUGGCCUGUUUUUUAAGACUUUACAGCCUCUGGAAUGGUUUCCACGUGAUUGCUUCGCCAGCAGUUCUCGUUGGUUUGUUUUUCAGUCUCAGUGACGUGGCUCUUUGCUUUUGAGUUCUCACACGGCAUACUGGGAAAAUGACAAUCCUCAGGCGCUGGUCUUUUCUAAGGGAUCUCUUUGCUCUGAUGAGUGACAUGAAGACCGUGUCUCCUUCUCUUGUGUGUACCUAAAGCCAUAUUUCCAAGUCUGUGGUACUCCAGGAUUCCAGGAGUAAGCUUGUCGAAGAAAUUUAUUUUCAAAGAGAUUGCUCUGAAAUAUAUCUUAAAAGAGCUUGCUCUAUCUUGACAGAAAUUGGAGUCUAAAAAUUACAUGUUCGUAUUUUUAUUUACAGAUUUCGUUUGCAUUCAACUUAAACAUUGUUGCCCUUCAAACAAGGCUCUUGAAUUGAUAAAAUUAUAGUCUCUAAGAAUUCCACAUUUUACGGAAAGUUAGAACAAAAUCGUUUUGAGUUAAGCCAGUUCUUAGCGUAAUGCAAACUGCAGCUGCCUUUGAGCAUCAAGUAACCGAACAGCGUUGCUCGGGCCGGCGCUGCCGCAGCCUUCACUUAAGGCCGCGAUGCGGUUCUGAGCGCUGGGAGGGGGCGCCAGCGAGGAGGGGGUUCCAUGGAGCUCUUUCUGUUGAGAAGAGCACACAUUAUAUCAACACCUUGUCAGGAAAAUACAGUGUCUGAGUUUUCGUCGGUCUUCAAAUGCUGCUAUGUAUUCCACAGGCUUCCUUGCAUGUACUGAGCUUUUGUUUUAGAUGGAAUAGCACAAGGAGAAAACUCUUUCAGCUUAGCGCUUUGUCUAUUCUUUAUUUCUCUCAGGGUGGCCCGUAUUUUGACUUACUUAUCCUGCUUGAAAGCUACUUGAGAUUUGUACUGCUAUUCUAAACACGUGAUUCUAGUUUCUUUUAUCUGUGGCAUAAGAUUAUAUAACUUAAUGUUAAGUGUCUUGACGCAUAAAAGACAAAAUGUGGCUUCUUUUAGGAUCUGUUUUUUCAUUGAGGUCUCGGGUAUCCUUUAAAAGACGGUGAGCAGCAGACGCUGCUGCCCCUGCUGGCUUUAAAGCCACUGGCAAUGCUUCUGUCCUCGUGUCUUGAGGAAAAUCACCUGGGGGGAGGGGACUUCUCAUGUCAAGAGCAAUCGCAGGUAUGAAAUGCAAAGAUCGCCCCAGCUAAAAGUGGACAGGUCCGCGUUGUGAGACGAACACUUCCUGAGAAACUUGACAAGUAUCUCUCCAUUUUACCAUUAUGAAAUCUAUAAUUUAAAAAAUAAAAAAAACAGUUUAGAUGCCUUCUCCUUUUGAGGGAAAAAGGGUGCUUUUUAUUGUAUAAAGCAGCGUCUUAUGUAUUUUGAUAUACCAUUGUUUGAACUUCCGUCUUUAGCUGAUAGAUUCCCAAAUAUCCUUGAUUUUGGAUGUUCAGUAUGUUUGUGAGAGAGGUUUCUGGGAAGACUCUCUUUUUGCCCUAGGGAAAAAGCAAAAUAUCAACGUUUGGGUGACUGUGUAAAGCUCAAUGUGUAAGAACAUCUUUUUGUCUAGGUUUUAUUUCUGCUCUUUAUUGAAGACAAACACUCACCAAAAAGAGUUUUGAGAGAGACUAAUUUUCUUUGGCAAGAGUAUUACUUACUGUUUUGGCCUCCUCCAGUUUCCCUCGCUAGUACUCGGACUCCUGUGCUCAUCAUUCAGCGUACAUAUCACUGUAUAGAGACUGUUUACUCUGUACCAAACUGAUUUCAAAGUACUGCAUUGAAAAUAAACCGGUGACUGUUUUUCUUCAUAAAGUUCUGCGUUUGGCGUCUUCACUCUUUCCAAAAUGUAUCUGUACAUCAGAAAUGUCACUAUUCCAAGUGUCUUUUUAGUGUGGCUUUAGUAUGACUUCCUUUUAAUAUUGUACAUACAUUGUAUCUUUGUUUUAUGGUAAUAAGUAAUAAAAAUGUAGACUUCAUAUUUUGUACAAAAUGUCCUAUGUACAGAAUAAAAAAUGUUCAUAGAAACAGCAAAUAUAGGUAAGUGGCACAAUUAUUUUUCUUUAGAAAAUAUCUGUAACUUUAUGCUUUAGUGAAAUGUUAAGUACCUACAUAUUUUUUAACAUUUUGUAAUUCAAAACUUUUUGUUUUGACAUUGUUUAUGAAGAGAAACUUCAAACACUUGCCAUUUAAUAUGCUCUUUUAUCUAAUUUUCAAAAACUAAAACGCAGUGUAUCAUAUGGACUAAAUAAAGAACAUGUGAAUUUUA
Saimiri boliviensis boliviensis (Bolivian squirrel monkey) is the source of this 4449-nucleotide messenger RNA. RefSeq names its product protein phosphatase 2 regulatory subunit B'gamma (gene PPP2R5C). Gene Ontology annotation, molecular function: protein phosphatase activator activity. Gene Ontology annotation, cellular component: protein phosphatase type 2A complex; cytosol; nucleus. Gene Ontology annotation, biological process: signal transduction; protein dephosphorylation. Lineage: Eukaryota; Metazoa; Chordata; Mammalia; Primates; Cebidae. The record is from RefSeq and is a predicted model, not a curated record.